Molecule: messenger RNA, 547 nt
Organism: Nipponia nippon (crested ibis)
Lineage: Eukaryota; Metazoa; Chordata; Aves; Pelecaniformes; Threskiornithidae
Product: cytoglobin-1
Biological process (GO): oxygen transport
Molecular function (GO): oxidoreductase activity; iron ion binding; oxygen binding
Source: RefSeq, a predicted model, not a curated record
ACCAUGUCGUUCUCUGAAGCAGAGGUGCAAAGUGCCCGUGGUGCCUGGGAGAAGAUAUAUGUGGAUGCUGAGGACAACGGGACAACUGUGCUGGUCAGGAUGUUUACCGAGCACCCAGACACCAAGUCCUACUUCACACACUUCAAAGGCAUGGACUCCGCCGAAGAGAUGAAACAGUCGGAUCAGAUCAGGGGCCACGGCAAGAGGGUUUUCACCGCCAUCAAUGACAUGGUGCAACACCUGGACAACUCCGAAGCUUUUCUUGGGAUAGUGAACCCACUUGGCAAGAAACACGCCACCCAGCUGAAAAUCGACCCCAAAAACUUUAGGAUUAUCUGUGACAUUAUCUUGCAACUGAUGGAGGAGAAAUUUGGAGGAGACUGCAAAGCUUCCUUUGAGAAGGUGACCAAUGAAAUCUGCACUCACCUGAACAACGUCUACAAAGAGGCAGGUUGGUGAGGAUGUGCAACCUCCAGGCUCUUCAAACGUUUUGCCAGCACUGAUUUGCUGCUUUUGGGCCUCCAGUCACAGAUGGAAGAAUGAAAAA